CUGGCUUCCACACGGUCACUCAUUUGCAUAAUAUAACACAAGUCAACGGUGGAAGGCGAAGGAGAGUGCGUGAGUUUUGUCGACUUUUUCUUCAUCAAAAGGGACAAAGAAAGAACGAGAAUACUUUUUCAGAGGACCAAAGUUGAGGCCAAUGUCAGCCCGUUCUGUGGACUUGCUGGCGUACAUCAGAAUGGUGCUAAACUACAUAGGACUAGACUCCAACUUCAUGGAGCAUGUGAGCGAUCAUGGCAAGAAAGGACGACACCGAAGUAUAGUGCGUCAAAUUGGCACAUCGCUGCCGCUCAAACCAGUACGAAGAUCUCACUUCCAGAUUAUCAGCAGCAAGCAACACGCUAGAAGGAGACAAAGCCGGGCUCCUCAGUUCAUCGAUGAUGAGUGCGAGCCGGUGUUUAUAGCCAGCCUGGCGGACGUACCAUGGAUCGAGGUCUCUAGUCCUGACAAGAACGUGCGUGGAAGAUCUGAGUAUCGACCUUUCAUCAAUCGGAGAAAAUCCCUCCGAACGCCGCGCAGGAGGACGUGUUUCAUACGUCGGCCGCGAGAGCCCGACAUCAGCGAGCUGUCAGAUGAACUGCAUGCUACGCCGAGCGCCGAAUCCUUUUCUUUUUCGCUGUCGACGUUAGACGCGUCGACUCCCGCCUACGACCCGACGGCUCUGGCCAAGAUAGGCCAACUGGAGGACGAGUUGUCCAAACUCCGAGCACAAAUUGCACAGAUUGUGACCAUACAAUCCCAGCUACCACUACCAGGUGCUAUGCAGGCUACCCCUGUCCCUCCCCCACCCCAACCGUCUGGGGGUCCGCCACCCCCUCCAUGUGGGGGUCCGCCACCACCCCCACCACCCCCUCCUCCACCCGUGGCUAGCUCAACUCAGUGCAUCAGUGUUGCUGAACAAAUCAAAAAAAAUCGUGCAAAAAAGGGGAAAGAUGUUUCAAGUUCGUCCGUUGUGGAUGGGAGCAAACCGGACAUGGCUGAAGUUCUGAAGGGGAUCGGGUCAGUCAAGUUGCGAACUGUGGCAAGAUCGCCUGGAGGAACUCCAAUCCGUCAAAAACCGCGUCCCGCCACGGCCAACGACGCGGCGGCCUUGAUUGCCCAGGCACUGAAGAGAAAGUUUGCGCGUCAACGAGCGGAAGAUAGCCCUGACAACAAGGAGAACAGAGCUUGGGGAACCCCGUCGCCGAAGACAAACAGCCCAAGACAUGCAAGCCCCAAGUUUGGGCAGCAUCUUCUGAAACCAUCCAAGUUGGGUCAGGGUACCAGACCGAGCCGUCCUCUGGCUGAGAUAAACGUAUAACAGUCACUGACGCGACAGAUCUAUGUCAACCCAUAGAGAGCUUGCACAAUACAAUGUAUAUCUAAACCUAUGUAUUGGGCUAUGACUAUGGAUGUGCACACUGGCGAGUCAGUGUAAAUGAACUUAAGCCACAGCCGCUCAACAGCUGAUUUGGAUGCAGCCGUAACAGUGCCUUCCCUUCAUUCAUGAUAGACAUUUUGAUCAUCAAAAUCAGCUUAUAUUGGCUAAGAUUUAAAGAGUGUUUAAGAACUACGGUGGACCUAAAUUGCAGUUUUACUCAGUACAUGUACAUAUUCUUUUAACCACCAGAUAUUGACUCAUGAUAGGGCAGUGUUGUAGAUAAGCACAUUCAUGAGUACGAGGCCACAAGUAUGAGUACAGUUACCAUGCCAUUAGUAUGAGUGCGUGUAUGAGUACUUUGCCAUGAGUAAAAUAUAAGUUAUCCCGCGAGUGCGAGUGGAACACGGAAUAAUGUAGUGCGUCUGUGUCCCACAUACCACGAGGCCGAAUGUGGGACACAGACACACUACAUUUUUCGUGUUCCACGAGCGCGAUAACGAAUUUAUCUUCAAGCAAACUUGACGCACACAUGGAACACGCACGCUGUACACGAUCUUUUCAGCGGUAAUGCGGUUAUCCUAUUACACGUGCGUGUUGUACGGAAUGGCGCUCGCAUCUUAGAAAAGCGCGGAGUGCGGUAUGGACCAAGGCCAUGCUACAUGGUUAUAUGUAGCACGGCUUGUUGCCAUGGAUCGACCAAUCAGGAUCGAGGAUUCAAGUUUACUUGAAGAUACGUACGAGUACCUUGCAGUGAAAGGUCAUGUUCAAGGCAUUAUUUUCCAUGAGUACGAGUACAUUUCCAUGAGUAAAGAGCACAUUUCCACGACUAAAAUUACCAGUACUUUCUACGAGUAUGAGCACAUUUCAG
Molecule: messenger RNA, 2240 nt
Organism: Patiria miniata (bat star)
Lineage: Eukaryota; Metazoa; Echinodermata; Asteroidea; Valvatida; Asterinidae
Product: mitochondrial fission regulator 2-like
Exons: 9
Coding region: 152-1312 (386 amino acids)
Biological process (GO): aerobic respiration; mitochondrial fission
Cellular component (GO): mitochondrion
Source: RefSeq, a predicted model, not a curated record